Ascochyta rabiei is the source of this 2703-nucleotide messenger RNA. Its product is annotated as Alpha-glucosidase. The transcript is spliced from 2 exons. The record is from RefSeq and is a predicted model, not a curated record. The coding region runs from base 1 to 2703 and encodes 900 amino acids. Gene Ontology annotation, molecular function: hydrolase activity, hydrolyzing O-glycosyl compounds; carbohydrate binding. Gene Ontology annotation, biological process: carbohydrate metabolic process. Lineage: Eukaryota; Fungi; Ascomycota; Dothideomycetes; Pleosporales; Didymellaceae.
AUGUUUGGCAAGUCUUUUCUUGCGCUCGCCGUGUGCGCGCGUGUCUCCUUCGCGGCACCUUUUCUUCAUGACGCCACUUCUCUCGUCCACACUAGAGCUGCAGACCCCUCCACGUGCCCAGGCUACACAGCGACCAACGUUGAUGUCACGGACGCAGGUCUCACGGCCGACCUCACCCUCGCUGGUGCUGCGUGCAACGCCUACAGUGAGGACCUUCAAGACCUGAAGCUGGUUGUCGAGCACCAGACUGACGAUCGUCUUCACGUCAAGAUCUACGACGCGGGUCUCAACAUGUUCCAGGUUCAAGAGGAGGUUAUGCCCCGUCCUGCAAACAACAAGGUCACGUCCACUGGAGCAGCCAUUCGAUUCGACAUCGUUGCCCAGCCGUUCUCUUUCAAGGUCGUCCGGAACAGCAACAACGAGACCAUCUUUGACACCGCAGGCACUCCUCUGAUCUUCGAGAAGCAGUAUGUUCGUCUGCGCACCAACCUGCCGACAGACCCCAACCUGUACGGCCUUGGAGAGCACAGCGACUCUUUCCGUUUCCACACGAAGGACUACCGUCGAAGCCUUCUGAAUGCGGAGUCGAUCAACGUCCCCAACAAUGCGAACUUGUACGGCUCUCACCCAGUCUACUUUGAUCACCGCGGUGACAAGGGCACUCACGGCGUCUUCCUGCUCAACUCGUCUCCCAUGAACAUCGACAUCGAUCAAGACGCCGCCGGCAACCAGUACUUGGAGUACAACACGAUUGGUGGUGUGCUCGACUUGUACUUCCUGGCUGGCCCCGCACCUGCUGACGUCUCCAAGCAGUACGCUGAUGUGGUCGGCUACAGCGCAAUGUACCCUUACUGGACGCUGGGCUUCCACCAGUGCAAGUAUGGCUACUGGGACGUCAACAUGGUUGCUGAGGUGGUUGCAAACUACUCAUCUGCCGGCAUCCCGCUCGAGGUUAUGUGGACAGACAUCGACUACAUGGAUGCGCGACAGGAUUUCACCCUGGACCCUGAGCGCUUUCCCUUGGCCAAGAUGAAGGAGCUUGUGUCGACUCUUCACUCCCGUGACCAGCGCUACGUGCUCAUUCUCGACCCCGGUGUUCACGCUUUUGAGGAAGUGGAGACUUACAAGCGCGGUCAUGAUCUCGACAUCUUCCUGAAGGCGGCCGAUGGCACUGAUCUUCUUGGCGUGCAGUGGCCCGGUGCAGUUGCAUGGCCCGAUUGGUUCCACCCCAACGCACAGAAGUGGUGGACUGACGAGGUCCUGAGCUUCUUCGACGCUGACUCCGGCGUCAACAUCGACGGCAUCUGGGUUGACAUGAACGAGGCCUCGAACUUCUGCGAGAACACUACCUGCGCUCCUCGUGAGAAGGCCAUUGCAGAUGGCAUACCACCAAAGCCUGCCCACGGCCCUCGUCCCAAUACUGGCCGUCCCAUUCCUGGCUUCCCAUCGUCGUUCCAGCCCACGUCUUCGAAGCGCGAUCUUGAGUCUCGCCAAGCUAUGGGCCAGAUGAAGGGCUUCGCAGGCCGCGAGUGGUUCGAUCCAGCAUACAAGGUCACCAACCAUCUUGGCAACGUCUCUGACUACACAAUCUGGUUCAACACCUCCAACUACGACGGCACGCAUCAGUACGACACGCACAACUUCUACGGACACAUGAUGGCCAUGACCACCCAGCAGUCGAUGAUCACUCGUCGUCCAGAAGUCCGUCCGUUCGUCCUGACCCGCUCGACAUUUGCCGGCACCGGCCGCAAGGUGACGCACUGGUUCGGAGACAAUGCAUCUGACUGGGAGCACUACCGCACAUCGAUCCGCCAGAUGCUCUCCUUUGUGUCCAUGCACCAGAUGCCUCUGGUUGGCUCCGACGUGUGCGGCUUCAACGGCAACACAGAUGAGCAGUUGUGCGCUCGCUGGGCCAUGCUCGGUGCAUUCCAGCCCUUCUACCGCAACCACGCCGAGCUCAGCACGAUCCAGCAGGAGUUCUACAUCUGGCCCAGCGUCGCCGCCGCAGCCAAGAAGGCCAUCGACACGCGCUACAAGCUCCUCGACUACCUCUACACCGCGCUGUACUACCAAACCACAGAAGGCACACCCAUGAUCAACCCGCUCUUCUUCCUCUACCCAACCGACUCCGCCACCUUCGGUAUCCAAGAGCAAUGGUUCUACGGCGAUAGUCUCCUAAUCUCCCCCGUAACAACCGACUACUCCGACACCGUAACCUUCUACCUCCCCGCCGACACCUUCUACGACUACUGGACCCACGAACGCGUCCUCGGCACCGGCAGCAACAUCACGCUCUCCAACCUAACCACCAGCGACAUCCCAGUCCACAUCCGGGGCGGCGCCAUCCUCCCGGAGCGCGCCACCUCCGCAAACACCACGAAAGCGCUGCGCACCCAGGACUUCGCCCUCCUCGUCGCGCCCGCCGCCGACGGCUCGGCAACAGGCCGUCUGUACCUCGACGAGGGCGAGCGCAUCGAGCAGCCGAACGUGUCGGAGAUUGAGUUCAAGUUCGCGGACGGCAAGUUCACCGCCUCGGGCACUUUUGCGUAUUCAGCUGCAGAGGGGGAGUCGAUUACAGUCGCGAGCGUGCUGGUGCUCGGGCAGACCGAGGCGGGUGCUACGGGGACGUUUGAUGCAGAGGAGGGGUCAGUGAGGGUCGAUGGGCCGUGGGUGUUGAAUCGGGGGUUUGAGUUCCAACUCUGA